AUGGGGCCAGUCCCUGGUGGAAGGCGACAAAACAUGGGAAUCUCCCGCUCCCCGCCUCGCAACUGGAAAGGAAUCGGGAUCUCCAUGGUGGUGGUGGGCAUGCUGGCAUCUGUGAUCAUUGUGUCUAUCCUGAUGCUUACUCCAGACCCCCCACUGGGCUUCCACACCCCAUUGACUCUUGCUGACCUGGAGAGUGAUGCCUUCCAGUCCCACCAACCCCAGCUACACUGGGUGGCAGAUGAUGAGCUAGUGGUGCUAAGCGACACAGGGACCAUGAUGAAGUGGCACCUUCGUCAAAAGAACGGCACCCUGUUGGUGGACGACAGAGAUCUGCAUUUCUUGAAAGCCUCCAGGUGGCAGGUGUCUCCAGAUCUGCAGUUCCUGCUUUUGGCCUGUGAGGUAGAACAGGUUUUCCGCUACUCUGUCACAGCUCGCUACAUGGUCUAUAACUUGGGCACCAGAGAAACAAGCCAUCUAGAUGUGCCCAAGGCAGAUGCCAUGCACGUGCAGUACGCAGCCUGGGGAGCCCAGAAUAAUCAGCUGGUGUUUGUCCUGGAUAAUGACAUUUACUAUCAACCGGGUGUCUCCAGCCGAGCCAAGCGUAUCACGUCAUCUGGGCGCCAGGGAGUUAUCUUCAACGGGAUUUCUGAUUGGCUGUAUGAAGAGGAGAUCCUGCGGGCAUCCAGUGCUCACUGGUAUUCAUCGGAUGGUACGUGGCUGGCCUAUCUUACCAUCAACAAUUCCCUGGUGCCCAAGAUGGAGCUGCCCCAAUUCCUGGGAGGAAACUACCCAGCCAGCCGGCACUAUCCUUAUCCCAAGGCUGGCCAGCCCAUCCCAUCGGUUCAACUCUUUGUGGUGAACCUGUCUGGGGCAUUUCACCUGCUAGAGCUACGCCCUCCUGACCUCUUCCAGGGCAGGGAGUACUACAUCACCAUGGUAAAAUGGGUGGCCCGUUCCCGGCUGGCUGUGCGAUGGUUAAACAGGCCACAGAACAUGUCUGUGUUAGGCCUGUGUGAAGCUGCCACAGGAGUUUGCACUGAGAAAUACAAAGUGACCUCAGACUCCUGGGUGGACAUGCAGCAGGGAAUGCCUGUCUUUUCUGAAGAUGCUGAGACCCUGUUUCUGACAGUACCUGUGAAGCAGGGGCCCCAAGGAGAAUUCCACCACGUCACCAUGCUUUCCACACAGACCAGCCACAAGGUGAGCACUGUGCGUCUCCUGACCUCUGGGAACUGGGAUGUCACCAGGAUCCUGGCGUAUGAUGAGAACAGCAAACGGCUGUAUUUCCUGAGUUCAGAAGACAGGCCCAGUGCUAGACAUCUGUACAGCGUGGACCUUGAUGGCUCCUUCAACCGCACCUGCGUGACCUGUGGCCUGCGCCCUGGCUGCUCCUUUGUCGAUGUCAGUUUCAGUCCUCAGAUGGGCCACUUUAUACUCUUCUGCAAAGGACCUGGAAUCCCUCAAGUCUCUGUUCACUGUACAGCUAACCCCCAUGACUUUCUUCUCCUGGAAGAAAACCAGCCCUUGCAAGAUGGCCUUCUGCACAAGGAGAUGCUAUCAGUGGAAUUCUGGUCUUACCAGCUAGACAGCUAUGACCUGCCUGUGCGUGUGACCUUGCCGCCACCUCACCAGCGUGCCUUCUGUCCCCUGCUACUGAUGCUCCCAGAAGCCCCAGGAGACCAGCUGACCACUGAGGAAUUCCUCCUCGAUUGGGACACCGUUCUCUCUAGCUCUUUGGGUGCUGUGGUGGUCCGAUUUGAUGGUCGGGGCUCUGGAAACCAAGGGCUCAAGCUGUUGCACAAGGUCAACAUCCUGAAGCAUAUCGCUCUGAUGCACUGGCUGUUGGAGCUCCCCUAUGUGGAUCACAAGCGCACCGCAGUGUAUGGAAAGGCCUAUGGGGGCUUUUUAGCCCUGAAACUCAUGGAAACAAUGGAAGCAAGCCUCUUUAAAUGUGGAGCAGCCGUGGCACCCAUCACCAGCUUCCGCUUCCAUGCCGCCACCUUAUCUGAACGCUUCCUAGGGAUGCCAGCCCGUGAGGAUGCGGCCUACACGGUGGCCUCUGUGUUGGAGGACGCUGCCCGCCUCAAGGACAGAAACAUCCUGCUUGUACACGGAACUGGGGAUGCCACAGUCCAUUUCCAGCAUACUGCUGAACUUCUCAUCCAGCUGCUAGCUGCAGAGUCUAACUACACCACACAGAUCUACCCUGAUGAAGGCCACAUGUUCUUUUUGGAUGCCAACCAGCGUCACCUCCGCCAGACGCUGACCUCCUUCUUCCAGAGUUGCUUCGAGGAUUCAAAGCACACACAUCUCCUGGAUGAGGACGACGAGGACUCAUAGGGCUUUUCCAAGGAGGGAUGCUAAGGACCCAGCAGUCACCAAUCUCCCGUAGCCUUUUCUUUGCUGUGCUGCUAACGUUGGUAGCACUUUGCAACCCCCACCUUGCCACGGGCCAACAUUGUGUGUAUACUGCAUUAAGCACAUAAUUUGGCACUGACCACAGAAUUAAGCACCCUGAGAUUCUAUGCUUCCAGAUCUUUCUUUUUAAAAAAUA
Elgaria multicarinata webbii is the source of this 2554-nucleotide messenger RNA. Its product is annotated as inactive dipeptidyl peptidase 10-like. The transcript is spliced from 26 exons. Gene Ontology annotation, molecular function: serine-type peptidase activity; potassium channel regulator activity. Lineage: Eukaryota; Metazoa; Chordata; Lepidosauria; Squamata; Anguidae. Gene Ontology annotation, biological process: regulation of potassium ion transmembrane transport; proteolysis. Bases 1 to 2340 code for a protein of 779 amino acids. The record is from RefSeq and is a predicted model, not a curated record. Gene Ontology annotation, cellular component: voltage-gated potassium channel complex; plasma membrane.